Chanos chanos (milkfish) is the source of this 2785-nucleotide messenger RNA. RefSeq names its product tyrosine 3-monooxygenase/tryptophan 5-monooxygenase activation protein, beta polypeptide a (gene ywhaba). The record is from RefSeq and is a predicted model, not a curated record. Bases 100 to 834 code for a protein of 244 amino acids. Lineage: Eukaryota; Metazoa; Chordata; Actinopteri; Gonorynchiformes; Chanidae. The transcript has 6 exons.
CUGCCCUGAAUAUCCCGAGCAGCGAAACGGAGGACAGCUUGAUACUCCCAUCGUUCAGAGAAAGAAAGCAGGAGUCAAAAUAUAUUUUAAAUUCUCAACAUGGACAAGAGCGAUCUGGUGCAGAAAGCUAAACUUGCCGAGCAGGCGGAGCGUUAUGAUGACAUGGCCGCAGCAAUGAAGGAGGUGACGGAGGGCGGAAUUGAGCUGUCCAAUGAGGAGCGCAACCUUCUGUCGGUGGCUUACAAAAACGUGGUCGGUGCCCGCCGCUCCUCCUGGCGGGUCAUCUCUAGCAUCGAGCAGAAGACCGAAGGUAAUGAGAAGAAGCAGCAGAUGGCGCGCGAGUACCGUGAAAAGAUCGAGACAGAGCUGCAGGACAUCUGUAACGACGUGCUGGGGCUCCUUGACAAGUACCUCAUUGUCAAUGCUAGCCAGGCAGAAAGCAAAGUCUUCUACCUGAAAAUGAAAGGCGACUACUUCAGAUAUCUGUCUGAGGUGGCUUCCGGAGACUCAAAGAAGAGCACAGUGGAGAACUCCCAGAAGGCCUACCAGGAGGCAUUUGAGAUCAGCAAGAAGGAGAUGCAGCCGACACACCCCAUCCGACUGGGUUUAGCUCUCAACUUCUCCGUCUUCUACUAUGAAAUCCUUAAUUCCCCCGAGCAGGCCUGCAGUUUGGCAAAGACAGCCUUUGAUGAGGCUAUUGCUGAGCUUGAUACCUUGAACGAGGAUUCCUACAAAGACAGUACUCUGAUCAUGCAGCUACUAAGGGACAACCUCACUCUGUGGACAUCAGAAAACCAGGGUGAUGAGGGGGAUGCCGGAGAAGGCGAGAACUAAAGGCGUUGCACUUCACUGUUAAAUCCACCCACACUCUUAUCUUACACAUAUACAGCCCAUACAUCCCUUCUCCAUCCACCACACCCACCAACCCCACCCCCUUCUGUAUGACCAGUAGCAUGAAUUGUACUUGACCUACCAGCCGUGCCCUUCUGAGAUCGUCAUGGCGACAGGGUAACGUUCACUUGUUAGUAGGCUGAGUCCUGUGUGUACAGGGAGGUGGUAAUAAUCAAAAAGGAAAAAAAAACAUGACCUUGUUGGGAAAAAAUAAGACUAUUUUUCAUCCCCUGCUGAUAAUCCCUCCUAACAUUUUUGAAGAUACAUGUUUCUUUGACCUAGCAAAGUUAUGCAUUAUAGUUUCUCCCCUUCCCCUCCCCCCCCCCCCCCCCCUUCCUUAGUGUACUGGCGUGCGCUGGUUUUAUUCAAAGGUUAUUAAACUGUCUGUUUAAUUUAACAAACACUGUGAUGUUUAGUUAUUCUCCACAGCUUGUGUGAGGGGAAAGUCAGAAAACUGUGGCAGUGCAAUUCUGCUGUGGCUUCAUACAGAACGGAAAAAAACGCAGGCUGUAUUGUGACACUGACUACCAUGCUUCAUUGCCGUGUAACAUUCACUCUUUAUUUUGCAUAUGAGAACUAAAAUUAUACAAAAAAGGGACCCUUGGCUUUUCCAUUCCUCAUCUUUUCAGUAGAAAAAAAAGACAUUCCACCAGAGCAGAACACUUCAAGAUUAUACUCUUUUUCUCUCUUUCCCUGUCUUUCCUUUGUUUGUUCGAACAAACUGGAGAAUUGUCCUGAGCUGUCUGUAGGAUGGUCAGCAAAACAAGGUGCUCUUUGACAUCAGUAAAAAAAAAUGUUUCCCUAUUUGUUCUCAUGCCCCCCCCCCCCCACACAUUUUAUGUUAUAAUUAAUCUCAGUUCAAUUUCAAAUAUGAAAAUCUAUAAAUUGUAAAACGUUUUAGAGCUAAAUUUGAAUUUGUCUUUAACGUUCAAUAUCAUAAAACCUGCUCGCAAAAGAAGUACCUUAAAGCCGUUACUUAAUGUAAUUUUUUUUUCUUUUUCUUUUUCAACCCUGUCUUGAGGGCCUUAUACUGAUGGUUCCAGACUGAUCAAUGCUUGUGUUUUUCCUUCUCUGACUGAUCUCUUGUGAAAAGAAGACCUAUUUGGGUGAAUGGAUACCCAUGCAAAGCCAGCUCAGACAUAAAUGUGAUGUGAUUGUGAUAGAAUAGCCCUGCCAGUUGCGAAGAGAGAUUGGUAUCUGCUCUCUAUUGGACCAUUGAUUUAAAGUAUGUUAGAGGUGAUCCAUCUUGUAGUGUGAGACCCUAAAUUUAUACUGAAAAAAAUGGUUAUUAGAUUCUGGAUGAAAAAUUGUGUUUAGGACCUAACGCUUUUUUUUCUGUCUUCUGUUUUGUUUUUUUGUUUGUUUUUUUUUUGGUUUUAUUUUGGGGUUUUUUUUUAGGGUAGCUGAAUUCAGUGUCACAAUACCUUGUCAUUACCAGAACAUUCCACAUAGGUGUAGAACUCAUCUGUCUCAGACUGUCUUGCUGCAGACAAUGUUUCAUGCACUGAAGAAAAAAAAAUUCCUCCCCCUUAGCUGAACAAAUGGCAGUUACUCUACGCUUGAUUAAAAAAAAAAAACAUGCAGUAGUGAAUGUGGAGCCGAGCCUGUCUGUAUAUCUGGUAUCUCCAAUUGCUUUGUUUUUACUGACCAGUAUUCUGCCUACAGUUUGCUUCUGUGACGGUUUUAUUGCUUAGCGCGCACGUGGUUGUGAACAUUUAGAGUAGAUUAAGACAAAAAAAAACAAAAUGAACAAAAAAAAAACCCAACCUGGUUAUUGACGUAAUACUAGAUUUGUGUAUGUCUUUUAAAACAGUUCUAGUUUCACCUUACAUGUUAUAAUCAGGAAAGUGUAAAAGACAAUUUAAAGUGAAAUAAAAGUUUUAUCAGUUCCAAA